Molecule: messenger RNA, 1698 nt
Organism: Adineta steineri
Lineage: Eukaryota; Metazoa; Rotifera; Eurotatoria; Adinetida; Adinetidae
Source: the annotation of a GenBank genome assembly
AUGAUGAAUUUUGAAUUAUUACCUAAUGAAAUCUUUCUCGAUCUUUUCGAUUAUUUCAAUGGUAUGGAUCUUCUACAGACGUUUUAUAACCUUAAUUUUCGGUUCAAUUUUCUUCUCUACAAACAAUUUCGAAAAUAUAAAUUCGAUUUUAAUUGCAUAUCGAAACGUAAUUUUGAUUUAAUCUGUCAACAUCAUCUAUCUUUUAUUGCUGAUCGUAUAAUUACUCUUUGCGUUUGUAAUUCUGAAGAUACUCCCGAACAAAUUAAUGUAUUUCUUUCUUACAUACCAUCAUUCAAACAAUUCACUGGAUUACGAGCACUUUCAAUUGGUUACAUACAUUCAUAUGAAAUAUUAUUAAAAAUUUUAGAUGAAUGUCAUUAUCUUUGCAAUCUUACUAGUUUGCAAUUAUAUUACUGGACUUUUCCAAUAGAUGAUAAUAAUUUACAAAUAAUUAUAGAUAAUAUUUGGAGUUUACCAAAAUUAAAUUAUUGUAAUUUUGGAAUAACUACCAAUGAAUCAUCUGUAUUAUUUACACCGACAAAAAUAUCUUUAACACUUGAAAAUGUUGUUGUUUAUGGGAUAUAUUUUAAAUUUAAUGAAAUAAAUCAAUUAUUUAAAUGUACACCUUGUCUUAAACAUCUUUCAAUAUCGAUUGCAUCUGUUUUUCAAGAUAAUUGUAUACUAUCUAGUCUUUCAACAUUAACUCAUUUGAACAUACAAAUUUCUGAUAAAUCGGAAGAUCGAUUGAUAAAGAUUUUUCAAAAUACGCCUAAUUUAUAUCGUUUAGAGAUUAACUUAUUCGAGGAUUUAAUCAAUGGUUAUCAAUGGGAGCAAAUUAUUCGUAAAUAUCUAACAAAUCUAAAAGUAUUCCAGCUGACAAUGUAUGAUAUGAUAUCUAUCUCUACGUAUAUACAGGAGGAAGCCGAUAAUUUAUUCGAUUCAUUUCGAAGUUCAUUUUGGAUUGAUGAACAUCGAUGGUUUAUUCGAUGUUGGGCAUCGGAUCCAUUGAUUCAACUUUGUACUUCACGUAAUACAGCAACUGAUUAUAAUGCAGAAUCAAUACCUGAUUUUUACAAAUCAACAUAUCCAAACGAUAAUAUAGAAGAAUUCUGUAAUCAAAUGAUUAGUAUCUAUGAUGAAAACUUUUUCGAUACAACAAUUCCUUCUUCUAUCUGUUUGUCUCACAUUGAAUUUCUGUAUAUGAAACUUCCUAUCAAUGAACAAUUCUGGUCUAUUGUUCCAACUUUAAAACAAUUGAGAUGGCUUUCCAUAAAAUUUCAUAAUGAUACUUUACAAUCUCAAGUACAAAUUUUACUUGAUCGAGCAUGUCAUCUUGAAACAUUAAUAAUUAGUCAAGAUGAUUCAUUACCUUUACAAACAGCAUUAUUUAAAUAUACAAAUUCAACUGUUCGUGAACUUCAUUUACACGAAUGUAACUAUUAUUUCAAUGAAGAAGAAUGUAUUACAUUAGCUGAUUCACCAUUAGGUCUCCAAUGUCAAGUUCUUUCGAUUGUAGUCAAAAACUGUGAAAGUAUAGUUAUUCUUGUUCAACAUAUGAAUAAUCUUCGCAUAUUGAAAGUUGUAGUAAAAGAUGAAAAUAAUGAUAAACAUAUUCAAUGGUUAAAAGAUUAUUUACCAUCAACGUAUAUUAUUACAAGAAAUGUUAACAUGCGUAAUGGUAUUUUAGUAUGGAUUUGA